This is a messenger RNA of Hemicordylus capensis (graceful crag lizard), 4866 nucleotides long. Its product is annotated as long-chain fatty acid transport protein 2-like. The record is from RefSeq and is a predicted model, not a curated record. The coding region runs from base 195 to 2057 and encodes 620 amino acids. The transcript has 10 exons. NCBI's taxonomy places the organism in Eukaryota, Metazoa, Chordata, Lepidosauria, Squamata, Cordylidae. Gene Ontology annotation, cellular component: endoplasmic reticulum. Gene Ontology annotation, molecular function: long-chain fatty acid transmembrane transporter activity; long-chain fatty acid-CoA ligase activity.
GUUUACUCACACGGAGCCAAGAGCUGCCUCAAAUCCGUCUGCAGGACGAAUGGGAGGAGGGAGAGAGCAUUCCAUCCCAUUUAUUCUUGUUCUUUGAUUUUUGCCUCCCACACUACACAGCGGUGCUUCAACGGAGCCUGAAACAAGUGGUGUGCCUGAUCCCAGGGCAGUGGGUCUGAAGCCAGAUCCCAGCCAUGCCGGACCUGUACACAAUUUUGCUGGGACUGCUGAUCCUUCUGCCCCUCCUGGGAAAUCUCUUCUUCCCCUAUGCGUGGCAGGACCUGACCUUUUUUUUCUUCAGUGUGCGUUUGGGAUACAGAAGCAAGAAGUGUCUUGAACGCAGGCCACCCUUUAUUUUCCUGGAUGUCUUCUUGGAAAAAGUCCAGAAACACCCAGAGAAGCCCCUGGUGCUCUUUGAAGAUGAGGUCUAUUCCUACCGGGACAUUGACAGGCUCAGCAGCCAGGCGGCCAGAGUGUUCCAGAGCCACCUAGGGCUGAAAGAGGGGCAAACAGUGGCGGUUUUCUUGAAGAACAUUCCUGCCUAUCUCUGGAUCUGGAUGGGGCUAGAGAAGAUUGGUUGUGCCAUGGCUUGUGUCAACUAUAACAUCCGCUCGAAGUCUCUUUUGCAUGUGCUCAGCUCCUGUGAGGUCAAAGUGCUUCUGACAACUCCAGAUUUCAAAGCUGCUAUUGAGGAUAUCCUGCCCACACUAAUGAAUGAAGGAGUACGGGUUUUCUACCUCAGUGACAACUCCCCAACUGAAGGUGUGGAAGCUUUGCUAGGAAAGAUCAAAUCCAGCUCAGCUGAACCGGUGCCUGUUUCCUUCAGAGCCAAUGUAACUACCAAAUCCACAUCUCUGUAUAUUUUCACCUCUGGGACCACAGGGUUACCAAAAGCUGCUGUCAUCACCCAGAGGAGGAUGUUUCUCGUUUCCAACAUGUUCCGCUUGUGUGGGGCCCUUGCCAAGGACAUCAUCUACAUCCCACUUCCUCUGUACCACUCAGCAGCUCUUCUCCUUGGGAUUGGAGGAUGCUUGGAGGUUGGAGCUACAUGUGUCUUGAGGUCUAAGUUCUCUGUUACCCAGUUCUGGGAUGAUUGCAGGCGAUACCACAUUUCUGUGAUUCAGUAUGUGGGAGAAAUGAUGCGCUACCUCUGUAAUGCACCAAAGAAGGACAGUGACCGUGACCACAGUGUACGGCUGGCAAUAGGUAAUGGCAUGCGUAUGGAGGUCUGGAAACAGUUCCUGCACCGAUUUGGACUCAUCCAAAUCUAUGAGUUCUAUGGAGCCACCGAAGGGAAUAUUGGGUUUAUUAACUACAUAGGAAAAAUUGGAGCUGUGGGAAGGACCAACUUCCUCUUCAAGAAAGUGGCACAGUUUGAGCUUAUUCAAUAUGAUAUUGACCAGGAUGAGCCCAUCAGGAAUGAGAAAGGGUAUUGCAUCCCGGUGGCUCCAGGUGAGACAGGUUUGCUGGUAUGCCGGAUCACAGAGAACUCCCCAUUCAGUGGCUAUGCUGGAGACCGCCAGAAGUCGGAGAAGAAGAUUCUCCGAGAUGUCCUCAAGAAAGGUGACUACUACUUCAACAGUGGUGACCUCCUGAUGCAAGACCACGAGGGCUUUUUAUACUUCCGGGACCGUGUGGGAGACACUUUCCGCUGGAAAGGGGAAAACGUGGCCACUACAGAGGUUGAGGCAACCUUGUCAACACUGGAAUUUAUUCAGGAAAUCAACGUAUAUGGGGUACCUGUGCCAGGGCAUGAAGGAAAGAUCGGGAUGGCAGCCCUGUGUCUGAAGAAGGGGCUGCCCUUCAAUGGAGGGAAGCUGUACACCCAUGCCAAGAAUUACUUGCCAAGCUAUGCCAUUCCUCGUUUCGUCCGCAUCCGGGAGGCCCUGGAGAUCACAGGAACUUUCAAGCAAUGCAAAAGUCAGCUGGUGAAGGAAGGAUUUGAUCUAGCUGCCGUCAGUGACCCCCUCUUCUUCCUGGAAGAUUCAGAGAAAUCUUAUAUACCAAUGACUCAGCAAAUCUACAACUCCAUUGCAGAGAUGAAAAUGAAGCUCUGAAGGGGCUGCAAGGCACAUCCCACAAUUGUCUUCUUAAUGCUGUUAAUGGCACAGAAAACCCAAAGACACCUGUAGCUUUGAGGUUCUUGGCUAGGGAUUACCUCACAUUCAUUCCUAAUCUGGGGCCAGUCUGGGGCAUCUAUUUGUGUGUGUGUUCUAGAGUCCUGCAGAACAAGUUGGCAGAUUUUAUUUGGAAAAAAGUGUCUUUUGUUUUGCAUUUUUCCUGUUCACCCAGGAUGGGUGCUCUUGUGCAACAUCACUGGAAUGCCUUUGCUUCCUAUCUCACAUGUGUUCAUGGUUGUGCCCAGAUGUACAGAUGUGGUCAUGGGAGCUGGAAGGCAAAGUGGGAAGAAAGGAGAGCUGGAUUUUAUUUUCAGGAAAUAGUGGGGGCCUGAUUCUUUCGUGAUCAUCAUGUUCAUGUUUACUGCACAGAGACCCAGCCAUUUAUUUCAGGGAGAAUGAGGAAAGGUUCUGUCAUUCACAACUGAUGGCACUGCCUGUGAAUUUUGCCACUUUAAACCCAGAUGGAGUUGCUUCCAAUCUUAGAAAAAACAUAGUGGGAUAUGCAGGAACCUAGUCAAGUACCUCCUGAGCUCCCACUAGAUUAUCCUGUGUGUGGGGAAAUAUAACAUUAGUGAGCAGAAGCAGCUGGUGGUUCCUGGGAGUGGCGGGGGGGGGGGGGGCGUGCUAGGCAGGGAGGCGAUGGGUGGAGCCACAGGUAGUGAGAGGUAGAGCCAAUUGUGGGCAGUUGCGGAGUUGGGGCCAGGACUAGGCGGGUGCCUUAGCAAUAUCUGGCAAAGUGCUCUUGUGCAACAGCUAGCGAGUGGGAUCAAAACACAAUCACACACACCAGCACGCAAAUCUCAAUUGCUCACCAGCAGAUACAGAGAUUUCUUUAUUUAUUGAAUGAAUAUACCGCCCAAUAUCGAAAUGUCUAGGCGGUGUACAGAAUUAAAACAGAAUAUAAAAUAUAAAACAUUUAAAAUUCAUAAAAAGAUAAAAAUAAUCAGAGAUAAAAACACAUUAAAAAUUAGAUUUUGGUUAAAAGCCUACAAAAUUAGGUAUGUCUUCAGGGUCCUCCUAAAAACAAACAGAGAAGGAGAUGCUCUUAUUUCAGCAGGGAGCGAGUUCCAAAGCCCUGGGGCAGCCACAGAGAAGGCUCAGUCCCGAGUUCCCACCAAAUGAGUUGGUGGCAACCAUGUGUAAAUAACUCCCAGAUGAUCUUAAUAGGUGACAGGGUUCAUGAUAGAGAAGACAGAAUAUGAAAAACAUCAGUUGCUUUAUAGUGCUUAACAGGCCUACAGUAGUGUGUAGAUCUGUAUCUAACACAGUAGGAUCAAACACCACACACAGGGAAAAGAAAAACAAACAAACAAGUAAAGCCCAGACCAGCUACAAAAGGCUGCUUCUGUGGAGAGCAAAUGCAUUCCAAAGACAUCAGGGCAGCUCUGUCUGCCUGAUUAUUUAAAUAAUGAAUACUACUAAUAAUAGAUAACAACAACAAGAAAGAACACUGAGCCAGAGUGGUACAGCGGUUAGUGUGCUGGACUAGACUGGGGAAAUCCAAGUUCAAAUCUCCAUUCAGCCAUGAAACUCACUGGGUGAUUCUGAGACAGUCACUUAUCUCUCAGCAUAAUCUUCCUCAUAGGGCUAUUGGGAGGAUAAAUGUAACCACUCUGGACUACUUGAAGGAAGCACGGGCUAUGCCUGUAAAAGCAAAUAAAUCUAUAUAAGCCACAGGUAAAUCAGAGACCAGCUACAAAAGUGAAGAAGAAAUGCAUUUAUAGCACUGCCUGCCUGUUUCAAAAAUGCAGACAUAAUAGAAAAAUCACAGGUUUUUCAAUCAUUCUUGCUGCAGCUAUAAACCAUCUCCUGUAAGUUCAGAGGACACCUUGGGAAGCAAAGAUGCACGGGGACACCCUCUCCUUACUUCAUGCCUGCUGAACAGCUGCGUGCCACUUUCUGCCCACCUCAAGUGCCCACCAUUUAGUCUGGGUGUCCAUCCUAGCAAGAAACAAAUGUUAUUUUUAGUAGAGAUAACUUCCUUAAUUCUUGCCCAAUGACCCAUAACCUCCAGUGGACAUAUUAAUAUUACAGAUACUGGACACAAUCCAGAGGAAACUAUGGUGAGCUCUCUGCAUAGCAAAUUGAUUUUUAAAAUUAUUUUCCUUCCAACAGAAUCCAUUCCUUCUCUAUAACACUUCCACAUAGAAAACAACUUCUACAAUUAUUUUAAAGCAGUUUGGGCUCAAAAUUCCAUACAUAUGCCCUAAGAGAACUUUCUCAGUUUCUAAUCUAAUUAGUCCAGUCUUACGUUCCUUCCAAUGUUUUAUGGCAUGUCAUUUUGGGAAUGGGCCAUAAUGCUUUGCAUACAGAUCAUGUCAGAGAAUAAGGGACAGAAAGCAGAAGUUGCACUCCUCUCUGCCAAACAAACACAAGCAAAGGAGCUAGCAAAAUAUCAGACUUACCAACAGCUAGCCAGGCUGCCUGCUCUCUAACAAAAAUGGUGAUUAGAUUCUUCUGAGUAGCUAAAAGAAAAAGGCUUCCCCACCCUCUGGGCACACUGAUGGGCUGCCUGAGGAGUCAAUUGAUAAUGAUGAAUAUAUACCACUUUUCAUCAAAAGCUCCCAAAGCGGUUUACAUAGAGAAAUAAAAACAAAGAUGGAUCCCUAUCCCCAAAGGGCUCACAGCGACCUAGUCCCUCUCUGAUUGGUUUAUAGAAUGGUCUUAGGACUGCCCACUUUGCAAAAACAAAAGUGAGCAUGCUUAUUGGCUCCUGCCUUAUCAAUAUUAAUAAUUUUUAAAACCU